Molecule: messenger RNA, 504 nt
Organism: Dentiscutata heterogama
Lineage: Eukaryota; Fungi; Glomeromycota; Glomeromycetes; Diversisporales; Gigasporaceae
Source: the annotation of a GenBank genome assembly
AUGAAUCGCGGAAUGAUGCCAUUUCGUGCUGAUGAAAAGCUUUCAGACGACGAAAAAAACAACACUUAUUUUUUGUUAAUAAUGAAUGUUUUAAAAAAAAUCGAACAUGUUGAGAUUAUAAAGAUCGAGAACGAUACGAUGAUCGGAAAAUUCAAGAGCCUCGAUUUCGUUGUAAAGUGUAUAUACCUGCCAUGGUUUUUAAUAAAGCCACCUAAAAUUAAAAAAUUUUUACAAGAAAUAAAGCACAUGCCUAAUAGUGUGUUCGGUUUUUUUGUUUCGAAUUCUGCGUUUUCAAACGUAAUUAUUGAAAAAGUAAAACAGGAAACAAAGGUUUUUUUGUGUCAUGAGAGCGAUUUAAUUGAUACUAUCAAAUAUGUUGAGCAAAACAAGGACAACGUUGUCAAAAAUGUUAUUCAAAACUUUGAAAUAAUGGUUGAAUUUCAGCAAGAACUAAUCAGGUGUCAACAGGCAUUAAUUAAUACGCUGAAAGAUAAAUACUUAUAA